This is a messenger RNA of Suillus discolor, 462 nucleotides long. RefSeq lists its product as uncharacterized. The coding region runs from base 1 to 462 and encodes 153 amino acids. The transcript has 3 exons. Lineage: Eukaryota; Fungi; Basidiomycota; Agaricomycetes; Boletales; Suillaceae. The record is from RefSeq and is a predicted model, not a curated record.
AUGAAGGAUUGGACGUCACCUGUUUAUGCAUUUUUUGAUUCCACACCUAUCAUUGAGACUCUUCAUGGUCAUUGUGCGCAUGCAUUCAAGUGCAUGGGCAAAAGAUGCAAACAUAUAAAGACUUGCUGGGGCAAUGAAGUGUUGCAGGCAGCCUGCAAAGCAAAGGAUGCAGACGAAGUCCGAACAAAGAUCAUUGCUGGUAUCCUUCGCAAUGGGUCAAUAACAAGUUCAUUCGAGCAUAAAGGAAAAGGAAAGGUUACAUACUUGCAUAGGCAGCAUACUCAUACCAAAACAAAGGCGGAAUUAGUUCAUUGGGUAGCGGAGAGCCUGCGACCAUUUGACAUAGUCAAGGAUAGAGGAUUUCAGAGUUUAAUGAAGACAGGGAGACCAGAAUAUUACAUACCAUCUCCAAGAACUAUCUCGAGUGAUGUAAAACUUGUGUUUGUGCGAACACACGAAUGA